AUUUGGCUGUAGCCCCGCCCCUCGCUGUGUCGUCAUUGGUCGCUGGCUCUACAGCUCACUGAGCAUGUGUAUGCGCCGCUUAGCUGUUAGCAUUUAGCGAUGGCCUCAGACAAGCAGAACGACGCCAAACUGUCCUCAAUGGGCGAGAACAAAGAAAACUCAUCGGACGGAGGGAUUGGACUCGAGAUUUUGCAAAUAAUCAAGGAGUCCCAGCAGCAGCAUGGCCUCAGACAUGGAGACUACCAGAGAUACCGGGGUUACUGCUCCCGUAGACUGCGUCGCCUGCGCAAGACUCUUGGCUUCAGGAUGGGAAACCGACACAAGUUCAUCGGGAAGAAAAUAACUGUCGAAAUGCUGUCUGACAGCAGGUAUCUGUUGCUGGUUUUGAUGGAGGCCGAGCGUGCGUGGAGUUACGCCAUGCAGCUGAAGCAGGAGGCUAACACAGAGCCACGUAAGCGCUUCCACCUGCUGGCACGACUACGCAAGGCUGCCAAGCACAGCGAGAAACUGGAGAAGCUCUGUGAGAGCCCGCGCGUUGACGCCAAGACCAAACUUGAGGCGCAGGCUUACACUGCAUACCUGAGUGGUAUGGUGAAGUUUGAACUGCAGGAGUGGAAGCCCGCAAUGGAGGCCUUCAACAAGUGCAAGACCAUCUAUGAGAAGCUGGCCAGUGCUUUCACAGAGGAGCUGGCAGUUCUGUAUCGCCAGCGUGUGGACGAGAUAUCACCCAACAUCCGCUACUGUGCUUACAACAUUGGUGACCAGAACGCCAUCAAUGACUUGAUGCAGAUGAGACUGACUGGCGGAGGAGGAGGCAUGAUGGCUGAGAAACUAGAGGCCCUGAUCACCCAGGCAAGAACCAAGCAGGCAGCCACCAUGAGCGAGGUUGAGUGGCGAGGGCGGUCGGUGCCCGUCAAGAUCGACAAGGCCCGCAUCUUCCUGUUGGGUCUGGCAGACAAUGAAGCCGCUAUCGCUCAGACUGCUAACGAGGAGACCAAAGAGCAUCUUUAUGAGACCCUGCUGGCCGAGUGCAGAGACACCAUCCAGGCUGUGAGAGAGGAACUCAAGAGUGAGGCGAAGCAGCGAGAGAGGAGCGCUGACGGUGACACCGCCAAGGUGUCCAACCUGCAGUUCCUGCACAGUUACCUGACCUACAUCAAGCUGUGUACGCUGGUGAAGAGGAAUGAGAGCAUGGCCCAUACUCUGCAGGCUAAACUGAAGGAACCCGAAGCUGACGAGAGCAAGAGAGGGCCCCGCCCACAGGAUCUCAUCCGCCUCUACGACAUCAUCCUGCAGAGUCUGGCUGAGCUCUCCACCCUGCAGGGCCUGGAGGAUGACCACACCUUCCAGAAGGAGGUGUCCCUCAAGACGCUGGUCUACAAGGCCUACAGGUGUUUCUUCAUAGCUCAGUCGUAUGUGCUGGUGAAGAAGUGGAGCGAGGCAUUGGUGCUGUAUGAGAGGGUGCUGAAAUAUGCCAAGGAGGUCCAGUCUAAGGCCAAGAACCUCAACAACAGCCUCAAGGAUCUCCCUGACGUUCAGGAGCUCAUUGCUGAGGUCAACGCUGAGAAAUACUCCCUUCAAGCUGCUGCUAUUUUAGACACUGAUGAGACUGCUGAAGCUCCCUCCCAGCAGCAGGUCAAAGACAACACGCCCCUCUGCAACCGCCUGGAGACGUUCCGCCUCGACCCCGCCCUCGUGGGAAAGCAGCCCAAUUUGGUCCAGUUCCCUCCCGACUUCCAGCCAAUUCCCUGCAAGCCCCUGUUCUUUGACCUCGCUCUCAACCAUGUGGCCUUCCCGCCCCUGGAUGACAAGGUGGAGCAGAAGGGCAAGGGUGGUCUCACCGGCUACAUCAAGGGCAUCUUUGGCUUCGGCAGCUAAAUCAAUCCCGCAGGCUUUUGGAUUCAACAGGAGAGCAACAAGAUCCUGAUUUCACUAAAAACAACCAGACUUGGGUCAGUUGUUAAUUAGAAUAAUUUCAAUUACUUUAAUGUUAGAUUUUUUUUAAUUUUUCUUUUUGUGCCCAAGUGCAAGAUGGGUGGAGUUUGCAGCUCUAAGGAAGGCGAGGAAGUGAUCUGAUCAAUUUCAAGUAGCAAUAUGACCCAAGUUCACCUUCCACCUUUAGUAAAAACAUCAGGCUGCAUGGGCUCCUAGCAUACGGGCUCCCUCCUUAAUUUGAGCUAUGGAGGCGUCUGUGUCUUUCAGGUUUUACAGGUUGCCAUGCCAUGUCCGUUGGUACAGCCAAGUUGUCAAUCUCACAGUCCCGUCAGAGCAAACGAAGCCACUUGGGCAUCAUUAGUAGUGUUUCUUUUUUUUUCAUUGUCAUGUAAGCGCCUUAAUGUAAUUACGUCAGUUUUUCUCUUAAUGUUUUCAGCAUCUUUUUUUUUUUUUUUUUUUUUUUUUUUUUUUAAGUGCAGUUUUGUUAUUGCAGCUACUUUGAGUUAAAAACCAAAGUAGUGCUUAUCAAACACCAGAGAUGUUCUGUGAAAUGUAGUUCAGCAAACUGCAGCCGUUUUAUCAAUCAUCAUGGUUUUCAGUAGACUUCUGCUGCGAUCCAAUUCUUCCCUCCACCUCUGCUUUGGUUUCUCCUGCUUUUGACUGUGCAUUCAUUGUUUUUUUUUAUUUGUCAAAUACAACCUACACGGGUCAUAAUGUAAAUGUUGUCCUGUAUGACAUUAGGCGCCUAAAGUGCCAUCAUGUUAGAGAAGGGUCCAACUGCUUCAACCAUCUAGAUGGAAGCGUACGCCGCAUUUUUUUAACAGCCCUCGCUGUGUCCCAUUAUCUACAAAGGGGCCUGCUGGCUGAUGACUUCAGACUGUAAUCAAUUAAUGUUCUUUCUUUUUCUUUUUUUUGCCAUUUUUAUUUGCAUUUCAGCAAAAUUGAUGUCGUAGGAAAGCAGUGGACAAUAGUGAAUGAAGGGUGUUUUUUAGCAGCCUUUCAUUCAUUCACACAGCUACGCCCGUUUGUUCGUCAUGACUAGGACUCAGAUGUUUUCAUCAACAAUGACAUGUCUAUGGAUAUUAUGUAACUAUAAAUAGUGGUAUAUUAUUUGUCAGUCAUAAUGUCCACAUCAAAGCCACUCGUUUAAUCUGAUCCUUAAGGGACCUGGUUUUGCCUGUGAUACCUGGUGAAACACGAGCUAGAGGAUUGGUUCAGCGUCACACUUUCACUCAAACAUUUAACUGUAAUGCUUACUAUUUUUUAUCAAUGUCUUUGGUUUUCUUUUUCUUUUCUUUUUUUUUUCUUCCCCCUUCAGUGUUUUUUGUUAAAUAAUUAAGAUGGAAGGGCUGGAGUAGUUAACCUUGAUCUUGCCUGGAAAAUGUUACGAUUAAUAUUUGUUGGAAACGAGAGAAGAGAAAUGAACUGAUGAGAACGAAUGAUUUGAUCUAAUUUCCAGACCUAUGAUUAAAAUAUAUUUGC
Molecule: messenger RNA, 3417 nt
Organism: Anoplopoma fimbria (sablefish)
Lineage: Eukaryota; Metazoa; Chordata; Actinopteri; Perciformes; Anoplopomatidae
Gene: srp68
Product: signal recognition particle 68
Exons: 16
Coding region: 100-1878 (592 amino acids)
Biological process (GO): SRP-dependent cotranslational protein targeting to membrane
Cellular component (GO): signal recognition particle, endoplasmic reticulum targeting
Molecular function (GO): protein binding; signal recognition particle binding; endoplasmic reticulum signal sequence receptor activity
Source: RefSeq, a predicted model, not a curated record